AUGACCAUCACAUGUGUCGCCAUUGGGGCCAAUUAUGACCUUGUCGUCAAGAAGUUCGGUGGAUGUGCUCUACCUGUCUUAUUUGGAGCCCCACAGUCUGCCAAAACGACGGCACUAAAAGCUGCUCUUUCUGUUGUUGGCAAUACAGAUAUUGUACUAGAAAUGACUUUCAAGGCGAUAAUGGAUCCCGUUUGCAAGACAUCCAUUCCAUUUGGUUGGGAUGAUUGUGAAAAAAGUGCGACAAUGAAGCAACUUGCAAUAGCCCUCUUUAACCAAGGUGGCACCAAGAGUUACCGACGGGAGAAAAAUUCCUAGAACAUUCCCCAUCAUGACAACAAAUGUU
Molecule: messenger RNA, 343 nt
Organism: Stylophora pistillata
Lineage: Eukaryota; Metazoa; Cnidaria; Anthozoa; Scleractinia; Pocilloporidae
Biological process (GO): homophilic cell-cell adhesion; axon guidance; dendrite self-avoidance
Cellular component (GO): plasma membrane; axon
Molecular function (GO): cell-cell adhesion mediator activity
Source: RefSeq, a predicted model, not a curated record